GUAAAAUUCAAAUAACAGUUGUCAUGUAAGAAUGCACAAUGUGACACAAGGCCAGAAGAAUGAGGGAAUGCCAGCUGUGCUGGUGUGUGGCUUCUUUCACUUGUUCUUUCUAAAGGACAAGUGAAAGAAUGUCUGCAUGGGUGGAUCUUUGAGGAGACAGUGAGUUUCAGUCAGAAGCAGAAACACCCAGUGAACUUCUCCCACACAUGCAGUCAGUGUUUCAGCAACAUGGAGACUGUUUCUAGUCUGCUCUUUUUACUUCUAACUGUACACUCAGUAAGUGCGCUUAAGUGUUACGUGUGUGGCUCCGUAACAUCAAAUCAAGAAUGUAACAAAAACUUUCAGGACUGCCAGGCUCCUCUGGACACCUGCAUGACCACUGUAGGCACACUAGGAAGUGUUACUGCCAUUGUGAAGACAUGCUCCUAUUCAAAAAUCUGCACAAGUGCUGCUGCAUCUGCCUCUGUGGACAGUAAUGGAGAUGGAGUGCAGGUGACAUGCUGUAACAGUUACCUGUGUAACUACAGUGGAGCCGCCAGCGUUACACUGCACAGGUGGCUGAUGGUCCUACCUCUGAUCCUCAUCACUCUCCUCUUCAGACAGAACACUUGAAAUGUGAAACACUCAGGGUAUUGAUGGAUUAAAUCCCAUCAUGGACUAAAACGGUCUUCAUACUGAAAAUCCAACCUUGUAACUACUGAACUGAGCUAUCUAGAAAAUGUCAAUUCCCCUGCUUCAUUAGCCUACUUGUUAGGUAAGGCCUUUUUGUUGAAAAUAAGGAUGCCAGUUCAU
Messenger RNA from Rhinichthys klamathensis goyatoka, 792 nucleotides. RefSeq names its product prostate stem cell antigen-like. The record is from RefSeq and is a predicted model, not a curated record. Bases 229 to 612 code for a protein of 127 amino acids. The transcript has 3 exons. Lineage: Eukaryota; Metazoa; Chordata; Actinopteri; Cypriniformes; Leuciscidae.